AUGGAUGAUGUAUCCGAGGAAUUGAAAAAGCUACCAGAGAGGCCAGUUUCCUGCAAAUGCAACUGCCAGAUAUGCACAUAUAUUACGUGGAUGAGGUCAUCACGCACUGAAGUCGGCUUACGCGCAAUCGUAGGGGACGAAGUUCAUAAACUGAACCCUAUAACCAUACACUCCGGCAUGGAGAAAGGACAACUGUAUACAAUACACGCCGCAUGCGGUGGCGGCUUCGAGGUACCAAUUUUGUUCGCUGUUACACGUCAGAAAACUCGUGCCGUUUACAAGAAGAUUUUUGAAUGCUUGCGCCAACGACUGGGCAAUGGAAAUUUCAGGAUCAUCGUCGAUUAUGAAAAGAAUCCGCGCAGCACAAAACCUUUGCGAAGACGAGAUGUCCGUCGCCGCCAAAGAAUAUCUGCCGCUAUGGAAAAAGCUUCAAAGAAGAGUAUCGCUCAUGAAAUCGCAUCAGCACAGCGACUAUCAACUCAUACUGCAUGGCAAUGUCCAAGUUUGUAA
Cylicocyclus nassatus is the source of this 510-nucleotide messenger RNA. NCBI's taxonomy places the organism in Eukaryota, Metazoa, Nematoda, Chromadorea, Rhabditida, Strongylidae. The record is from the annotation of a GenBank genome assembly.